AUGGCCGACGAGCUCGCUGAAAUUAACGGUAUUGCGCCCAAUGUUAUUCUUGAAGAGGGCGAAGAAAAAGAAGUCGGUUCAUCGUCGAGGUUCGUUAAAGGUCAACCCGUGAAUGCACGAACGUGCAAACACCUGAAGUCCCUGCUUGGGGAUGACUACGAGGCCGCUAGACUGGAAUUGAAGGGCGGCAGCAGCCCUCCAGUCAAAACUUCGAAGGCGAAGCCUGCUCCAAAGGCAAAAACUGCAGCGAAACGGAAGAAGCCUGCGGAUGAAGACGAGGAGGGCGAAGAGGAAGAAGAAAAGCCGGCAAAGCGAGGUCGCAAAGCACCAGCGUCCGGUUCCAAGUCGAAACCAGCGUCGAAAGCGAAGCCAUCUUCUAGGCGUGGAAAGCCUGUGGACGAGGAUGAGCAGGAUGACGACGAAGAGGAAGAGGAGGAAGAGAGACCCGCCAAGAGAGCAAGGAAGGCUCCUACCUCGAAGGUAUCCUCCAAGCCACCUUCUAAGACGACCAAGGUCGAGCCAGAGGAGGCCAAUGACGACGAUGUUAUGGUCGUUGAUUCAAACGAGGAAUUGGCUGAAAUUGAUGGUAUUAAACCCAAGGUCAUCCUAGCCGAUGGCGAGGUGAAAGAAGUCAAGUCAGCCACGAGCAAAUCCGUGUACAAAGUGAAAAGGAGCUUUGAUCACUUCCAUUGUUCAUGUCCAGCCUGGCGGAAUCAGAAAGGUGCUCAGGUUAACGCUCGUACCUGCAAGCAUCUCCAGUCGCUUCUGGGCGAGGAAUACGAGGCCGCUCGUUUACAGCUCAAGGGAGGACAGAAGUCUUCCGCGAGCAAGCCACCUUCCAAGAAGCCCGCGAGCAAGCGCUCUGUGAAGGCAGACAGCGAGGCCGAAAAACCGGCCAGUAAAACAAAACAAGCGCCCGCUUCUAAGGGUAGUGCACGAGUCAAGAAAGAACUGGAAGAAGUUAAAGAGGAGGACAAAGAGGCCGAAGGUGAUGGCGACGAGGAGAUGGCUUCCGUGAACGACGAGAACGAGGCCCCUGACGGAGAUGACGAGCUGGCUGUCAUUAAUGGUAUCAAGCCCAAGGUUUACCUCAAGGACGGGGAACAGACUGAAGUCAAGUCAGCUUCGAGCAAUUCGAUGUACAAGGUCAAGCGAACUUGGGAUCAUUACUACUGGAGCUUGGCUGACAUCCCAUCGUUCCAGGGUGGCUGCCCCGUUAACGCUCGCACUUGCAAGCAUCUUCAAGGUCUUCUAGGAGCGGACUACGAAGCCGCGCGUCUCAAGUGGAAGAACCCAGACGGCCCCGCUCCCAGGACCGCUGCCGCGAAGGGUAAAGGCAAGGGGAAGAGUGAUGCGCCCUCCUCUUCCACCAAGUCCGUACCGGAUCUCUUGCUGGCUAACAAAUGGGAUUUUGAAACCGGCAUUGACCCGACUGGAUGGUGGAUCUCCGAAAAGUUGGAUGGUGUGCGCGUUUUGAUUAGCGCCUUUUGGGAUGGAAAGCAGUUCUUUAGUCGGCUUGGGAAUCCCUUCACACCACCUAAAUGGUUCCUGGAAACGCUGCCUAAAGAUGUCAAACUGGACGGUGAACUCUUCGGUGGCCGACAGCAAUUCCAAUCAACCGUAUCAGUCGUUAAAACUGUCAACUCACCGCACUGGAAAGGCAUCAGUUUCCAGGUUUUCGACAUCCCUUCGAAGGCAUCGGAUCCGUUCGAGAAGAGGCUUGAGACGCUGGACGCCCUCUUCGGCGAGGGCGGGUCGCACAAGUGCUCGCAUGUGUCUAUCGUCGAGCAUGUGCUUGCCAAAAGUCGGGAUCACGUCCUUGAGAAAUUGAAGGAGAUUGAAGAGUUGGGCGGCGAAGGUCUCAUGUUACGAAAACCCCAGUCUAAGUACGAAGGCUCCCGUUCCAACACCCUCUUAAAAGUGAAGACUUUUUAUGAUGCCGAAGCUGUCGUUACUGGCUACGAACCAGGCAAAGGGCGAAAUGCAGGUGUCACGGGAGCCCUGAAGUGUAAAAUGGCUUCAGGGAAGACCUUCAACGUUGGUACGGGAUUGAGCGACAAACAGCGCAAAAACCCUCCCAAGAUAGGCUCAAUCAUUGUUUACCGCUUCCAAGAGUUGACGAGGGAUAAAGUUCCUCGGUUCCCAAGUUUUAUCGGUGAAGCGGCUGACAAGACUGAACCCAAGGAUGCGGACAUUCCUCCCAGCAGGAUUGCUGGAGCAUCCGGUGCGGAUGCGUGA
Coprinopsis cinerea okayama7#130 is the source of this 2238-nucleotide messenger RNA. Its product is annotated as DNA ligase. The coding region runs from base 1 to 2238 and encodes 745 amino acids. The transcript is spliced from 16 exons. Gene Ontology annotation, molecular function: zinc ion binding; DNA ligase (ATP) activity; ATP binding. The record is from RefSeq and is a predicted model, not a curated record. Gene Ontology annotation, biological process: DNA recombination; DNA repair. Lineage: Eukaryota; Fungi; Basidiomycota; Agaricomycetes; Agaricales; Psathyrellaceae.